AUGGAACAGCAGGGCUUACGACGAACGCUCCUCAUGGUCGUGACGACCUCCUCGGCGGGCUUCUGCCGGCGGGCAUGGACCGGCGGUCGCCGGAGCCGGUACGAGUCGUGGCUGUACUACAAGUACUUCCCGCACGCGGCGUCGCCGUACCUCCAGCGCAAGCUGCGCGCCUACGAAGCUCGGCACCGCCGGUGCGCCCCCGGCACGCCGCUCUACGCCAAGUCCUUGGAGCAGCUCCGGUCCGGCCGCAGCGCCGACGGCAUGGAGUGCACCUACGUCGUGUGGCUCCCCUUCGACGGCCUCGGCAACCGCAUGCUGUCCAUGCACAUUGAGAAGUCGUACACGAGGCUCCUCUACGCCAAGGUGGUCGGCCCGGACGCGAACGCGACGGCGGGCGUGCCGGCGUACGUGUACCUGAGCAUGGGGUGGCAGCUCAAGGACCCGCUCUUCUUCUGCGGUGAGCACCAGCUCGUGCUUGCCAAGGUCAACUGGCUGCUGCUGUACAGCGACCUCUACUUCGCGCAGUCUCCGUACGCGGUGGCCGAGUUCCAGGACGAGCUCCGGCGACUGUUCCCGGCAAAGGAGAGCGUGAGCCACCUCCUGUCCCGGUACCUCUUCCACCCGACCAACCCCGUGUGGAGUCUGACCACCAGGUACUACCGAUCGUACCUGGCUUCGGUGAAGCGGAGGAUCGGUGUGCAGAUCAGGAUGUUCAGCUACGGCUCCAUCCCCGCCGACGACAUGUACGCCCAGAUCCUCGCGUGCUCGCGACAGGCGCACAUACUGCCGGACACCGGCGGCGGCGGCGGCGCUAGUGACAAUGGUGUGCUGGCAACGAGGAGCGACGACAAUGGCGAUGGCUCCAACUCCACGGCCAUCUUGGUGGCGUCUCUCUACGCGGACUACUACGAGAGGUUGAGGUCGAGGUACUAUGAGCACGCGGCGAAGGGCGGCGAGACGGUGGCCGUGUUCCAGCCGUCGCACGAGGAGCGGCAGGCGACAGACAACUUGGCGCACAACCAGACAGCGUAUGGCCACAAGGUUCCCGAGCCGCCGUGCCGGCGGGCCGUGUCCAUGGAGCCGUGCAACCUCACGCCGCCCUGGGUGUGGAGUGCCGGGGCAAGCCCGUAG
Molecule: messenger RNA, 1131 nt
Organism: Miscanthus lutarioriparius
Lineage: Eukaryota; Viridiplantae; Streptophyta; Magnoliopsida; Poales; Poaceae
Source: the annotation of a GenBank genome assembly